CCUCAUGCUAUUUCUCUAUCUGGCGCAAAGAAAUUGAAAGGUUUGGUUUCAGGUUCUUGUUUUCUUUACGAUGCAAGUCAUGAGUUCUUCUCUGUCUUUGUCUCCAAGCUUCAAUAAGUAUUCUGGAACCGGGUUUUCGGACAUCGCCGGCAAGUUUACCCAUGAUUUUGGAGUUAAAUUACAGCUAACAACCGAGAAGCCUAAUAAGGAACAAGAGGAGGCACCAAGCAAUCAGCCGGAAAUGGAAGAGGAAAUCGAAGAGGAGGAGGAAGACGAAGAGUUUUCAUUUGUUUGUUUAAAUCCCGGAGGGUCCCCGAUUUCUGCCGACGACGUUUUCCAAAACGGUCAGAUCCGUCCGGCUUUUCCGCUCUUUAACCUAGAUCUCCUCUUUGCCGACGAAGAUGGCUCUGUUUUGAAGUCUGAAGACGCUGACGUCUCUCUACGGCCUCCGUUGAGGAAGCUUUUCGUGGAAGAUGCACCGGACACGACGUCAUCGAGCUCGUCGGAACCGGCGGGACCGUACUGCGAGUGGAGGAGAGAUGGAAAAACCGUGGAGGAAACCUCACCGGACAGGUGUAAGAAGAGCAACUCCACAGGGUUUUCCAAGCUUUGGAGGUUCCGAGAUUUGAUGCUUCGAAGUAGUAGCGACGGUAAAGACGCGUUCGUCUUCUUAAACCAUCCUCCUCCUUCGUCGGUAAAAACUGAGAAGAAAAACGAAAAAGAAGAGAAGAACGCGAAGCUGAAAGUAACAGGAGAGAAACCAAAGGUGAAGAAGGAGAAGACUGUUAAAACGACGUCGCUGUCGGCUCACGAAAAGCUUUACGUUAAAAACAGAGCCAUGAGGGAAGGGGAGAAACGGCGAUCGUAUUUGCCGUAUAGACAGGUCGGGUUUUUCACUAACGUCAAUGGCCUAAGCAAAAAUGUUCAUCCAUUUUAGGUAUUUAAUUAAAUUUUUUUAAAAAAAUCCUUUUAUUAGGUCUAAUUUUUAAUUUAAUUAAUUUUUUUUUUUUUGUAAAUCUUGGGAGUAGAGUGAGUGAGUGUUGUUAGGGAUAUGGAAGGUUUAUGACAUUAUAAAUCAAGAUUUCUUUCUUGAUAAUGUUA
Theobroma cacao (cacao) is the source of this 1101-nucleotide messenger RNA. RefSeq lists its product as uncharacterized. NCBI's taxonomy places the organism in Eukaryota, Viridiplantae, Streptophyta, Magnoliopsida, Malvales, Malvaceae. The record is from RefSeq and is a predicted model, not a curated record.